AUGCUCACCACAAAGCCGUACCUGCGCAUCCGGCGCCCCUCGCCCACGACGGCCGAGUUCAUCGUCUCGACGCGCCCGCCCCUGACCAUCCCGCUGCGCCUGCUCCUCCUCCUCGCCUUCCUCCUGCGCCUCGCCCUCGCCGCCGCCGCCCUGCUCCUCCUCCACGCAAAGUGGCUGCAGUCGCCGUACUACUCCGCCUCCGCCGCCGCCGCCACUUCCUCCUCCUCCCCUCCUCCCAUCAUCCCUCCUCCUCCUCCAACACCAGAACAAGACUCCUCCUCCCCCUCCUACCCCUCCGUCUUCUCCGACGCCUUCAUCUGGCACGUCGUCGCCCGCGCCCACGCCUCGCAGCCGGGCCGCGCGCUGGCCCGCGCCGCCGCCGCCCUGCCGGCCCCG
Thyridium curvatum is the source of this 396-nucleotide messenger RNA. RefSeq lists its product as uncharacterized. The annotation marks the transcript as partial. The transcript has a single exon. Lineage: Eukaryota; Fungi; Ascomycota; Sordariomycetes; Thyridiales; Thyridiaceae. The record is from RefSeq and is a predicted model, not a curated record.